Sorex fumeus (smoky shrew) is the source of this 851-nucleotide messenger RNA. It is a transcript of the gene RERG, whose product is annotated as RAS like estrogen regulated growth inhibitor. The coding region runs from base 249 to 848 and encodes 199 amino acids. The transcript is spliced from 5 exons. The record is from RefSeq and is a predicted model, not a curated record. Gene Ontology annotation, molecular function: GTP binding; GTPase activity. Lineage: Eukaryota; Metazoa; Chordata; Mammalia; Eulipotyphla; Soricidae.
GCGCCGCACUGCAGCAUCCCGGGCGCCGGGCUCGCGGCUGCCGCAGUAGCGGGGCCGCCCGUGGGAGCGAGCGCGGCGCCGAGACCCCCGCGCCGUCCCGGGGAGCGCGAUCGCGGCUCGCCCGGGGUCCGGACAGUGCGGACAGGACGGCAGCUUUACAAUGAUGUGGUGAAUCCCAAGGCUGGAAUCCAACAGAUUUUCUCAGCUCUUUUGUUUGGACGGCAGUCAGUUAUCUACCAACCCCCAGCAUGGCUAAAAGUGCAGAGGUCAAACUGGCAAUAUUUGGCAGAGCAGGUGUGGGCAAGUCAGCUCUUGUAGUGAGAUUUCUGACCAAACGGUUCAUCUGGGAAUAUGACCCCACUCUUGAAUCAACCUACCGACACCAAGCAACUAUUGACGAUGAAGUUGUCACCAUGGAGAUACUAGAUACUGCGGGUCAGGAGGACCCCAUCCAGAGGGAAGGACACAUGCGCUGGGGCGAAGGCUUCGUGCUGGUCUACGACAUCACCGACCGGGGGAGCUUCGAGGAGGUGCUGCCACUCAAGAACGUCCUGGACGAACUGAAGAAGCCCAAGAACGUCACCCUCAUCCUGGUGGGGAACAAGGCGGACUUGGACCACUCCAGACAGGUCAGCACAGAAGAAGGGGAGAAGCUAGCCACGGAAUUGGCCUGCGCCUUUUACGAGUGCUCAGCCUGCACGGGCGAGGGGAACAUCAGCGAGAUCUUCUACGAGCUGUGCCGCGAAGUGCGUCGCCGCAGGAUGGUCCAGGGCAAGACCCGGAGACGCAGCUCCACCACGCACGUCAAACAGGCCAUCAACAAGAUGCUCACCAAGAUCAGCAGUUAGGCG